Tribolium castaneum (red flour beetle) is the source of this 3284-nucleotide messenger RNA. It is a transcript of the gene Vps11, whose product is annotated as Vacuolar protein sorting 11. Gene Ontology annotation, cellular component: HOPS complex; endosome. The coding region runs from base 141 to 3239 and encodes 1032 amino acids. Gene Ontology annotation, molecular function: protein-macromolecule adaptor activity; protein binding. NCBI's taxonomy places the organism in Eukaryota, Metazoa, Arthropoda, Insecta, Coleoptera, Tenebrionidae. The transcript is spliced from 7 exons. The record is from RefSeq and is a predicted model, not a curated record. Gene Ontology annotation, biological process: vacuole organization; organelle fusion; intracellular protein transport.
UCUCGUUUAAUUUUCGAAAUUCAAAUGUAGGGACUUUAGCUAAGUUUUUGUUGUGAUUGGUCUGUCAUUUGUUGGCUGUGACAGCUGUCAAAGCAACAAAAAUGUUGGGUUUUGUUAAAUAAGAGAAAAAACGUUGUAAAAUGGCCUUUUUGGAGUGGCGCAAGUUUCAUUUCUUUGACCUGAAAAAAGACGUGGACGAGGGGAAAAUAGCCGAGCUUUUUAAAGAAUCUAAAGUCACGGUAACAUGUAGCGGUAACAACCACAUUGUUUUGGGCGAUUCAAACGGCCAAAUUUUCCUGUGUUCUCGCUCGUGGCAUGUCCGCACUUUCCGGGCCUAUGAGCUAACAGUAGAGCUCGCCCACCAGUUGAGAAACUCCCCUCUUUUGGUCACAAUUGGGCAAGAUGAGACUGGGAUUAAUCCCUUGAUUAAAGUCUGGGACACGAGCAGAUUUGACAAAAAUGGGACGCCGUUUUGUUGCCGCAUUUCGCGGGCAAUUCCCGGGAACCGGCCCGUGCACGCGUCAUGUCUGUGUGUGCAUGAGGGGGCGCAGUUAAUGGCCGUUGGGUUUGUCGAUGGUUCUUUGGUCUUGUAUCGGGGUGAUAUCACGCGUGACCGGAGCUCCAAACAAAAACUCUUGCGUGACGCAAGCUCUACUGUGACCGGUCUUGCAUUCAAAACGACUUCAACCAACAUUUUUUUAUUCCUGGCUACUGAUAGCGCUGUUAUGGUUUAUAAUAUUACUCAUAAAGAUAAAGAAGUGAAGUUUCAUUUGGAUAACAUCGGAUGUGCGAAAAAAUGCAGCGUUUUGGCCGAAUCGAUGAUUGAGAGUCAUUUCAUGGUCGGCCGAAAUGAUGCUAUUUAUUGCUACACGGCCGAUGGUCGCGGCCCUUGCUAUGCCGUAGACGGCGAAAAAGUCAUGCUAGAGUGGUUUCGGAGCUACCUUGUCAUUAUCUCAAAAACAACACGACCAAACCUCGCCAUAACAAACGACAAUCAAAGUGCCCCCAGCCAAGGCGACCUGAUCACAGUUUUAGACAUUCACAACAAAUUUAUCGUAUUUUCGGCAACUGUUUCAUCAAUCCGGUCAGUUUUAAACGAAUGGGGCGCCUUCUAUAUCCUCGAUAACGACAACAGACUCUACCACCUGGACGAGAAAGACCUCCAAUCGAAAUUAUCGCUCCUUUUCAAGAAAAAUUUAUACGACGUUGCAAUCCGUAUCGCAAAGUCGCAACAGUACGAUUCCGACGGCCUUGUCAAUAUUUUCCGGCAAUACGGCGACCAUUUAUGCGACAAGGGUGACUAUGUGGGGGCGAUCGAACAGUACAUAAAGACAAUCGGGAAAUUGGAGCCCAGUUAUGUCAUUCGGAAAUUUCUGGACUCGCAACACAUCGAAAAAUUAACAAUGUAUCUGGAAGCCUUACACAAGCAAGGCCACGCCACCGAAGACCACACAACCCUCCUCUUGAACUGCUACACAAAACUGAACAACACGGUCGGACAAUCGAACAGUUUGAAGGAGUUGAUUUUGAUGAAAGAGGGCGAUUUGAACUACGACGUAGACAUUGCGAUUAAAGUGUGCCGGCAAGGGAGCCCAGCUGAGGCCCUAAUGUUGGCCAAGAAGCACGAAAAACACGACUGGUACAUCAAACUACAAAUCGAAGACCACCAAAAAUACGUGGACGUGCUGGACUACAUUUCGAACCUAACUUUCGAAAACGCCGAAUUUUACAUGAAAAAAUACGGCAAUAUCUUGAUUCAAAACGCCCCGUAUGAAAGCACGCAAUUUCUGAAACGCUUAUGCACCAACUACAACUCGCACAACUCAUUGGACAACUCCCUCGUUGGUAGUUUCGAGCUGUCGCAAAAAUCGGACCCGGAGGAUUACAUCCACUUAUUCCUAAAUAACUCGGAACGUUUGGUCGAAUUUUUGGAAUAUUUAAUCGGCGAGGGCUGCAUUCUGAGCACCCCUGUGUACAACACAUUACUCGAGCACUAUUUGCACGUUUGGGGCAACCUGGAGAACGUCUCCGAACGCAACAAAUACGCGCAAAAAACACUGAAAUUGUUACAAAACCCUGACAUUAAAUACGACAAGAGCCAGGCGUUGGUCGUGUGCCACAUGCAUUCGUUCAGUGAGGGUAUUUUGUACUUGUACGAGGAGCAGAAGUUGUACCAGCAGAUUUUGCGGCACCACAUCACCAAAAACGACACGAGCUCGAUUCUGGCGUGUUGUCGCAGAUUCGGGCACCAGGAGCCCACCCUGUGGGUGCAAGCGCUGUGGUCGUGUGUGCGCGACACCAAAAACCCGCCAAUUGAUUUACUGAACGAGAUUUUGACCGUUAUAGCGAAGGAGCGCUUGCUGUCGCCCCAGCUGGUCGUGGACGCGCUGGGGACGGGCAGUGUGGACAUAACACUGGGGCACAUCCGGUCGUAUUUAACGAACGAGUUGCAACAAGAGCAGAAAAAAACGAAGGAGAUCUCAGAUUUGACACAUAAUUAUCGCAAGGAUACGGAGAAGUUGAAGGAGCAGUUGGAGACAUUGAAAAGUGGGACGAUUGUGAUUCAAGGCUCGCGCUGUGCUGCGUGUCACCACCCGUUGGAGUUGCCAACUAUUCAUUUCCUGUGCCAGCACAGCUACCACCAGCACUGCUUCCAGAGCUUCUGCGAGGAGGAGAACGAGUGUCCGGCUUGCCAGCCCGAGAAUAAGAACUUGUUGGAGUUGUUGAAAGCUCGUGAGUAUAAUAAGGAUUUGCACGAGACGUUUCACUCCCAGCUGGAGAAGGCGCAAGAUGGGUUUUCGGUCGCAGCGGAGUAUUUCGGGCGCGGGGUUUUUAAUAAGUACAAAGUGAUCAGAGAUGAGGUACGUGAGACUGCUCCCGCCGAUAAAAUUGAAAAGAAGCGUGUUGUUGAGCCUGAGGUUAGGAAUUACGGGCUGGGGGCCGAAGCUAGGCUGAGACAGGUGGAAAAACAGGGGCAGGUUUUGAUCCCGACGUCUGAAGGGAGGGUGCGCGUGCAGGAGCAUAGGUAUAGUUCGUCCCUGGAGGCGAAUAUCAGUAACUACGUACCAAAGAGUUAUGAGAGGAAGAGGGAGUACAGUGGGGAUAUUGCGGGCACGAACCCGUUCGAAAGUGAUUAUGAUGAGAGCAAGAACCCGUUUGCUAGUGAGGAUGAUGACUACGAUGAGAAUAAUCCCUUUCGGGACGAUUGUGAUAAGAAUUCAAAUCCGUUUUAUAAAUAAGUGAUUGUACUCAUUAUAACUAAUAAAAACAUUCUAAUUACGUAA